This is a messenger RNA of Maylandia zebra (zebra mbuna), 2239 nucleotides long. RefSeq names its product lanC-like protein 3. The record is from RefSeq and is a predicted model, not a curated record. Lineage: Eukaryota; Metazoa; Chordata; Actinopteri; Cichliformes; Cichlidae. Gene Ontology annotation, cellular component: plasma membrane. Gene Ontology annotation, biological process: carbohydrate metabolic process; peptide modification.
CUGAUGGGAUUGGAUUAAAGUGUUUCUCCUCUUGGAUACUUUGAGUAGCUGACACGGAUCUGCGUUAUCAGUGGGUCCUGCGUGCACGUCGUGCUGUCUCUAUCGGCUUUUCGUCGGUGAUGGAAAACACUCGCUGCUUUGCCAACCGUUUCUCCGACUACAAAGGUGCGCUGCUCCCGGGCCAGGGCGCCGAAGCUGCCGUGCCCGUCGUGGUCGCCAGCAUAGAUAAAAUCCUUCAAACUGUUCCCAUCGACCUCAGCGACUGCGACGGAGGGCUAUACGAUGGGCCGGCCGGGGUGGCUUACAUGCUGUAUCACGUCAGCGAGUUCCCGCUGUUCUCUGAGUACCGGGAUGUCUACCUGAAGACGGCCAAGCAGAUCAUCGACAUGUCGGUCAGAUACGUGGAUGCGGAACCGGACAAAAACAUGCGUGCCGCCUUCCUGCUCGGCGGGGCGGGCAUCUACGCUGUGGCCGCUAUGAUCUACAAGUCCCUGGGCUUGGCUGAUUUCGUGAAGCCGCUGACUAAAUUCCGUAACCUGUGGGAGGUGUGCGCUCCCAUCCAUUUUCUGGAGUGCGGCUCGGAUGAGCUGUUUGUAGGGCGGGCUGGGUACCUGUGCGCCGCCCUGGUCCUCAAACAGAAGCUGGGCAUAGAGAUUCUGAGCAAAGAUCAAAUCAAAUCUAUUUGCCAGGCCAUCAUCGAGUCAGGAAAACAGUAUGCCAGGAAGAAGAGAAAGCCUUUCCCCCUCAUGUACUCGUACUAUGGAACAGAGUACCUCGGCGCAGCCCACGGCCUUUCAUCUGUGCUGCAGAUGCUGUUGAGCUACCAAGACAUGCUCAGUGGGGCUGAAAAGGAUCUGGUGUGGCAGAGUGUUGAUUUCCUCAUGAACCAGGAGCAAAACUGUAACUGGCCUGCAGAGCUGGGAGCCAUCAUCGAAAGGGAGAACGAGUUGGUGCACUGGUGCCACGGAGCCCCGGGUGUGGCGUACCUUUUCGCAAAAGCCUAUCUGAUCAAUAAGAAGCCACAGUACUUGGAUAAAUGCAUUAGAAGUGGAGAACUCGUAUGGCAGAAAGGUCUGCUGAAGAAAGGUCCUGGGAUUUGUCACGGAGUUGCAGGCAGCGCAUAUGUCUUCCUCCUGCUUUAUCGGCUCACAGGCAACUCCAAAUACAUCUACCGUGCUCAGAGGUUUGCAGAGUUCCUCUUCACUGAGGAAUUCAAGGCAGGCUCUCGCUCAGUUACCAGGAUCUACAGUCUGUUCGAAGGCCUGUCGGGGACCGUUUGUUUCCUGGUCGACCUCCUGCAGCCAGACCAGUCAGAGUUCCCUCUGUUCAGUGUCUUUGUGUGAAUGGACUGAAAGGUUACUGCUGUUCACUGACCUGAACAGACCCCGCCCCUUUCCCAGUGAAAUCGCUAAACAACUUAUAGAAACUUUAGAGUCAGGAUUGAUAUUGUGAUCAGAACGAGAGUGGAGGGAUGAAUGUUUUUUGUUUGGGCUUUAGAUCAAUAUCACACAGAGGAAAGUUGCUGUAGAAAAAUUGUCUUUUUUCUGUUUGAAUGUUGAGCUUUGAGGCUUUAUCCGAUGCAUGGCACUCACAAAAACAUUGUCCAUUGUUGUCACUAGUGAUGGAGGUCUAUAUGAGAUGUCCGUUGGGCGUAUACAUCAAUAAAUCUGUUUGGGGACAAAUAACAAAAAACAAAGAUGCUUCUUGUAACUCCAGAUUCGUCUGGGAAUCAUCAAGUUUGCUUCUGUAUCGUAAAAGUAAUGCAGUGAUAGUCGUGAAUGCAUCCAUGGGUACAGUGCAAUAUUUUUAAUGGUGUAAACAAAUGUAGGCUAAAAACAACGCGGCCACAACUAACUCACUGACUCCGCUAACACUAAGCUGUACUUCUUGUUUACAUCACCCAAAGCGCCCAGAUUGUUCCGUCUGUGUGUUGUCGUCUGCUUUAUCAGGGUCACUCUAAGAAAGGAGCCCAGCACUAAAGUACAGAGAUGAGAAACUGAGAUAUUCUUCCAAGAUGCUGCUCUCAGGUCAGAAACACACAAGCUACUUACACAUAAAAGUAAAAGGCAAUCACACCCCAGUCACACACACAAAAAAUCUGCAAACAGAAAAACGAGUGUCACAUAAAUGCCUUUAAAAUUUUUCUACCAGUUCACCAGCUCAGCGUCACAUAUCGCAGACCUUUGAGUUCAUGUCUUUACAUAAUCGCAAACUAUAAAGAUCAUCAAAGCUGGGUGGG